GCGCCGCCCCGGCCGCCGUGCUCCGCGCUGUGCUCCCGCCGUGCUCCGAAGCGGCUCGAGCGCGGGAGUUCAGGGGCUGCGCUGUUGGGCAGCGCACCGGCGGAUGCCGUGAGGUUGGACGUGCGCGGUGACCACGACCGAGGGAACGAUGGACGACCAGGAGGGAAGCGUGAAGUCGGUGACGUUCCAGUCGAUGACUCUGCCACCGCUCGGCCGCGGCGGCUCCAGCGGCGCCGGCCUGCGGACGCCAGUGCGCUGCCUGCGGCUGUUCGUGUUCGCCUUCCUGGUGCCGGCCGCGCUGAUCGCCGUUCCGCUGUACCAGCGGCGCGUCACGCUGGCGCCGCGGCUCUUCACACUCACGGCCACCGACAUGCGGAGCGUGCUGGAAGGCAUCUCCAGCGUCUGGUGCGAG
Molecule: messenger RNA, 412 nt
Organism: Pollicipes pollicipes
Lineage: Eukaryota; Metazoa; Arthropoda; Thecostraca; Pollicipedomorpha; Pollicipedidae
Source: RefSeq, a predicted model, not a curated record